Molecule: messenger RNA, 1051 nt
Organism: Vigna angularis (adzuki bean)
Lineage: Eukaryota; Viridiplantae; Streptophyta; Magnoliopsida; Fabales; Fabaceae
Exons: 1
Coding region: 221-892 (223 amino acids)
Source: RefSeq, a predicted model, not a curated record
AAAUAAACAAAGAAAAGCCAAACCAGUUUUGAGUUAUCACACAAGUCCCAAGCAGAUGCAAUACACCAAAUUCAGUAAAAAAUUGAGUUCUUUCAAUCUGUUUCCAUGCAUCCAAUUCUAGAAACCGUUGGUGUAUCCAUCAAUAUCCAGCGUCAGAUGCAUUCUCCUGACAAAUUAUCGGUCCCUUUUGAUUGACCGAAUCAAUCGUUUGAUCAACCAAAUGGAGUCCUCCACCAAGCAUUUCCAGAAGCUCCAAACAAACAAAACCGCAAAACCUCGGAAACAUAAUCGUUACCUCCGAAAGAUCGGGAACGUGUUGCGUUACGCCGAGAUGUGCGUUGUUCUGGUCUUGGUUUCGAGGCUCUCCAUCAACCUACCAUCCACUCUCAGAAACUCGACCGAGUAUUUCCGCAACUUCAUGGGUAGUCCUCGUUUUGUGUUUUUCCUCGGAAACGUCAUAAUCAUAACGUUGUUCGCCCAAUCGGGUCACUUUUCAAAUCAGGCUUCGGAUAAACCAUCCCCAGAACCCGAUCUGUAUCUCGAGUUUCUCCAAAACAGCACCGUCAAACCGAAACUGAUCGUUCACAGCAACACUCGUAAAACAAAGGUUAGCGUCAGAGUGGAAGAUGGUACAAAGGGUCGACAAAUUGAUCCCACCAAAACAGAGACAAGUUUGGAGACGGUGAGUAAGGAUUACAGAAGAUGUCAAUCGGACAUCGUGGAGCGCGUGGUGGAGAAUGAGAAACCCCCGCGCGUGUUGCAGAGGUGUGAGACUGAGAAAGUGAUUCGCAACGUUGAUUCGUACCCAGAAGAUGGGAUGAGCAACGACGACUUUCGUCGGAAGAUCGAGGCUUUCAUUGCUCGGCAACAGAGGCUACGAAAGCAAGAAUAAAAGUGUUAAUUUGGUUAAGAAAAAAGUUUGUAUAUUGGUUCUACUAUUGGGUGAAAAGUGAAAACUAUACAUUAAUAAACAAACUAAAUAUGUGAUGUAUAGGUAACAUGUAAGUAGACCUUAAAGGAAACUGAGUAAAUUACUGUUUUCAUCUUAAAA